AUUACAAAAGAAAUAUUUUAUUAUUUUCGUUAUUUAUAUUUUUAAUUUCUCAAAUACCUUUAUUGUUUAAUAGCUAUAGAGAUAAUAGUUUAGAAAAGAUGACAAAAAAUGUAUUAUUUGUAAUAGCCCACCCAGAUGAUGAAUGUAUGUUUUUCACACCAACUAUAUUACACUAUAGAUAUCAAUUAAACUAUAAUAUAUCAGUGGUAUGUUUAUCAAAUGGAAACGCUGCAGGAUUAGGACUUAUUAGAGAGGAAGAGCUUGUUAAAAGUUGUGAAUCACUUGGUAUCCCAAAAGAGAAUGUUUACUUUGAAGAAACAGGGAAAUUUGAAGAUGGUAUGAAGAUCACUUGGGACACCGAGGAAGUUAAAGAUGUAAUUUCUGAAUUUGUAGAUAAAACCUCUGCCGACAUCAUUAUAUCAUUUGAUGAAAAUGGUAUUUCAUCUCAUCCAAAUCACAUUUCAAUUUUUAAAGGUUUAGAACUAUAUAUGAAAUUAAUUAAAUCACCAAACUCAAAUAAUAACAAUAAUAAUAAUAAAACAAGGAAAAAUGUUAAUAAUGAUCAUAACUAUAAUAAUAACAACAACUCAAAUAAAAAAAAUAUUAAAGCAUAUAAAUUAGAAACAGUUAAUAUUAUAAGAAAAUAUAUUGGUAUUUCAGAUAUUCCACUCACUAAAUGUUUAUCAUAUGACAAAAAUACAACUCAAACAUUUAUUUCAACUCAAUUUUUACCACCACAAAGCUACAUUCCAAUGACAAAGCAUAAAAGUCAAUUUGUUUGGUUCCGUUAUUUAUUUGUAUUUUUAUCAAGAUAUUCUUUUAUUAAUACAUUAAUAGAAAUAAACUAAAUACUACAUAUAUUACUGUAAUAAUUAUAAAUUAUUAAUAAUAAUCUAAAUAAACUAUAUUUAUAUAAAUUUUUAAACAAUU
This is a messenger RNA of Dictyostelium purpureum, 930 nucleotides long. RefSeq lists its product as uncharacterized. Gene Ontology annotation, molecular function: N-acetylglucosaminylphosphatidylinositol deacetylase activity. The coding region runs from base 99 to 848 and encodes 249 amino acids. Gene Ontology annotation, biological process: GPI anchor biosynthetic process. The record is from RefSeq and is a predicted model, not a curated record. The transcript has a single exon. Gene Ontology annotation, cellular component: endoplasmic reticulum. NCBI's taxonomy places the organism in Eukaryota, Evosea, Eumycetozoa, Dictyosteliales, Dictyosteliaceae.